Molecule: messenger RNA, 1276 nt
Organism: Aegilops tauschii subsp. strangulata
Lineage: Eukaryota; Viridiplantae; Streptophyta; Magnoliopsida; Poales; Poaceae
Source: RefSeq, a predicted model, not a curated record
UUUGUAGGAGCUUGCACCUCUGAAGCUUCGGGCUCACAGGGUCACCCUUGGAUGGAUGCGCUAUGAUGAGCGGUACACACCGUAUGUAAGGGAGGCAGGACUUCUCCCUUUCAUUCAGUUGGUCCGCCGGUCGACGCCACCCAACAAUGCUGCAGAAGUCACCGCGCUUGUUGAUCAUUGGAGGCCGGAGACACACACUUUCCAUCUUCGGACCGGGGAGAUGACCGUGACGCUGCAGGAUAUUGCUACGAUCACCGGUCUUCCUAUCGAUGGCAAUCUUUUAUGUAUGAACACCGAUUCUGAUGGGUGGCGCGCGCAGAUGCAUGCCCUUAUCGGUAUGGUUCCUCCGGAGCCUCGGGAACCAGAAGCAGAAGAUAAGAAGAAGGAAAGAGUCGCAGCGGGCGCUACUUUCACGUGGAUAUCAUCGAACUUCAGUACUUGCCCUGAGGAUGCUAAUGAGGACAUGGUGAAGACAUAUGCUCGUGUCUACAUGUGGUACGUGAUAUCCAAGACUAUGUUUGCUGAUGGCACAGGCAAGAAUGCUCCAUGGAUGUGGCUAAAUGCGUUGACCGUCUUCUAUAGCAAAUGGAGUUGGGGUUCGGCGACACUGGCUUACUUGUAUCGACAGUUGGACGAAGCCUGUUGUAGGCACACUGGAGGUAUUGGUGGUUGUCUGCUCGCACUUUCCAUAUGGAGCUGGGAGCGUUUGCCGGUUGGACGACCGAAGACCAUGAAGUACGAGGAUUGGGACGACAAAGACGACCCACUACGGCUCCCCACUUGGGCUCACAAGUGGGAUGUGUUAAAUGAGACGACGGAUGAUCCCUCGGUCAUGUACAAGUUGUACAAGAGCGAGCUGGACGCGAUCACGCCUGAGCAGGUGGAAUGGGAGCCGUAUGGAAAAGGAGAGAGUUUUGGUAACCCUAUGGAGUUCAGGCUGAAUCCGAUGUGCACUAGGGAUAGGGAUUCUGGCAUAUGUGGUGCCCACUGAUAUGCAACUGGGCGGUUGAGCUUCACCUGCCACAUCGGGUGUUCCGCCAGUUUGGUUUGUUCCAGCCACACCCGCCGGAGUGGGAGGACACGGACAAGUUGCUACACGCGUUGGAUAGGAAAAAGCAGCGGAAGAUCAAGGAUUGGGCCAAGCAUCACAGCAAGUAUGUCGUGCAGUUCGCUCUUAGUGUGGAGCAAGCAAGGGCUGGAAAACGAGCCCAGCUUCGUGAGCACUGCCCGAUCGCGUUCAACAACUAUCUCACAUGGUUUCUUGCAAGUACCCGCA